This is a messenger RNA of Protopolystoma xenopodis, 162 nucleotides long. NCBI's taxonomy places the organism in Eukaryota, Metazoa, Platyhelminthes, Monogenea, Polystomatidea, Polystomatidae. The record is from the annotation of a GenBank genome assembly.
UGCCCUCUACCGAGUCCCGAAGCAAUGGACGGCGAGGCUUUAGAUGCAGACAGAGACACUCUUGGGUCGUCCUCCUCGACACCUGCAUUCCCAUGCGGGGCACAUCUGUCUAUGAACUCGUCUAAUCUUGUGCCCAGGGGUUCAGCCAGCCAGUCGGCGUGA